AUGUCAACCCCAUUCGGCAAACAUCUAGCCGCCAUCGUCCCCCAAAAGGGCGGCCCCUUGACCGUCGUCGAGCGCACCACCCCAAAAUGCGGUCCAAAACAACUCCUAAUCGAAGUCCACGCCAUCGCAUUCAACCCCGUGGACUGCUACCAGCGAGACAUGGGCAUCUUCAUCGAAGAAUACCCCGCAGUCAUCGGUUCCGACAUCGCAGGUAUCAUCGUUGAAACGGGCAGCGACACCAGUCCCAGUACCCCGACAGCCGGUACACGAGUUACUGCCUUUGCAAGCUCAUUCUAUCACAAGGGUAGCCCCGACUACGGCGCUUUACAGAAAUACGUUCUCGUGAGUGAGGAUACUAUUGCUAUCUUGCCGGACUCGUUUUCGUUUGUCGAGGGCUGUGUUUUCCCCAUGGCGGCGCUUACGUCGUGGAAUGGGUGGCUUUGGGCUGGGAUUUCGCGAGAGCCUAUUUCGCCGUCGGAGAAGAAAGGUGUGCUUGUGUGGGGUGCUUCGAGUAGUAUGGGUGCUCUUGCUGUGCAGGGUGCGAAGAGUAUGGGUUAUACCGUUUACGCCACCGCUAGUUCGCAGCAUCAUGAGUAUAUUAAGACAUUGGGUGCAUCCCGUGUCUUUGAUUACAAGGCGGAAGACGUUUCUUCCGAUAUUUUGAAUGCUGCCAAGGAAGAUGGCAUCACUAUUCGAGUUGCGUAUCAUGCGACCGGUGCGCAGCAGGUCUCUGCUGAUACUAUCAGCAAGCUGGCUGCAGGUGACCAGGGCAAGCUAGCCAUUGCACCAAUUGUGGAUAAGAGCUUGAAUGUCCCGGAGAAUGUUGAAAGUGCUUUUGUGAGCGCACCGGAGGACCCCGAGGGACGAGUGGAGAGAGUGCAGUGGAUCUUUGCAACCUGGUUACAAGAGAGUCUUGCAGCUAAGCGGGUGGUGGCGAGUCCGAAGAUCAAGGUCAUCGAGGGGGGUUUGGAGUCUGCCAACAAGGCAUUGGAUGAGUUGAUGGCUGGGGUUAGCUGCACGAAGCUUGUUAUUGAGAUCUGA
Molecule: messenger RNA, 1041 nt
Organism: Penicillium cataractarum
Lineage: Eukaryota; Fungi; Ascomycota; Eurotiomycetes; Eurotiales; Aspergillaceae
Product: zinc-binding alcohol dehydrogenase family protein
Exons: 1
Coding region: 1-1041 (346 amino acids)
Molecular function (GO): oxidoreductase activity, acting on NAD(P)H
Source: RefSeq, a predicted model, not a curated record